GGUAACAAGAGAGUCAAACAUGGCGGACGGCACUGCGGCAGAAGUAGCUCCUCAAGAACAAGUUCCGUUGGUUCUUCCAGAAGAGAACAAUCACGGACAACCUGAGGUUCCCCAGGAAACUUCUCCCCAUGCUGAAAUUGGUCUAACAGAAAAUGUUCAGAAAAUGGUGGAGAAAGAGAAGGAGGCUGCUGAAAAACCAACAAAACCAAAAGUAGAGCUACAGUCAUUACCAACCAGAGCCUAUUUAGACCAGACAGUUGUGCCCAUCCUUCUUCAAGGUCUCUCUACCCUGUCCAAGGAAAGGCCACCUAAUCCUAUUGAAUACCUGGCUACAUACUUGCUGAAAAACAAAGAUCAGUACGAAGAAAGCUAGUGACCAUCCCUUAUAUUCAUACCAUUCUAAAUUUAUCACCUCAUAGGCAGUAAGUCACCACUGAAUGCCAUUAUUAACCUAACCGUGUAGAUGUGUUUGUAGAUAAAGUGAGAAAAGACACGAUAGAUAAAGGAAGAGAAGGGGAUUUUUACAGUCAUAUGCGAUUGUGGAAGAAGAUGCAUUUGGCAGGUUUUUACUUGAAACAAUGCUAUUUUUUUCAGUAUGUUUAUCAUUUAUAUCACAUCAUAAUAUAUUUAUCUGACUAGUUCUGAGAGAGUGAACUGUGUGAUGACAUUAGCCCCUUCUCAAGUUUUGACUAUACUCAGUGUUUCAACCAUUUGACAUUUUUGUGAUGCACCUCAUGUUUGUAUCAUACCUUUGACGCUAAAAUGAAAAGAACAUUGUAAAGUG
Molecule: messenger RNA, 784 nt
Organism: Pocillopora verrucosa
Lineage: Eukaryota; Metazoa; Cnidaria; Anthozoa; Scleractinia; Pocilloporidae
Product: protein dpy-30 homolog
Source: RefSeq, a predicted model, not a curated record